This is a messenger RNA of Eremothecium sinecaudum, 270 nucleotides long. It is a transcript of the gene TIM10, whose product is annotated as protein transporter TIM10. Gene Ontology annotation, cellular component: mitochondrial inner membrane. Gene Ontology annotation, biological process: protein insertion into mitochondrial inner membrane. Bases 1 to 270 code for a protein of 89 amino acids. Lineage: Eukaryota; Fungi; Ascomycota; Saccharomycetes; Saccharomycetales; Saccharomycetaceae. The record is from RefSeq and is a predicted model, not a curated record. The transcript has a single exon.
AUGUUCGGUAUCGGCGGUCAACCUCAGCUAUCAUCCCAACAAAAAAUCAAUGCUGCUGAAGCAGAACUAGACUUGGUUACUGACAUGUUCAACAAGCUUGUCGACAACUGCUACAAGAAAUGCAUUGAAAGACAGUACAAUGAUGGAACUUUGAGCAAAGCUGAAUCCAACUGCCUAGAUAGGUGUGUUGCAAAGUACUUUGAGACUAAUGUCAAAGUUGGAGAAGAUAUGCAGAAGUUAGGUCAGAAUUUUGCUCCAGGUAAGUUGUGA